Messenger RNA from Porites evermanni, 2874 nucleotides. Lineage: Eukaryota; Metazoa; Cnidaria; Anthozoa; Scleractinia; Poritidae. The record is from the annotation of a GenBank genome assembly.
GAUGAUUUUCUGCCUUGUCUUAUUUAUGUUGUGUUAAAAGCAAAUCCUACAAUGUUACAUUCUAAUGUACAGUAAGUAUCAUAAUCAUUGAGUCUCAUUUUUUAACAUUCAAACUCACACCAUAUUAUUUUCCACGUCAAUAUUAAUCAAUUUUCAUUGCUUCCAGUGCCUAUUGCCAAUCACAGAUUGGCUGACACUACUGCAUGGUUUAUUUUCUACAGGUAUAUUUCCAGAUUUUGUAAUCCAAAUAAAUUAAUGAUGGGAGAAGCUGGAUAUUACUUUACAAACCUGGUAGGUACAUAUUGUGACCCUGUACAUAAAGGCUAUGUGCGUUAUGAUUUUAUUCAAUCUGUUAUGGUUUGCGUGCAUUAUGCUGUCAUCGCUAAUGAUGAACACAUUAGAUUAAAAUUUCUUACCUUGCAUUAAUUUGUUUAGGCAUUUUAGAAACCUGUAGCAUAAGUUUGUAAGUGGAAGUACAAGCACAUACACUGUACAUUGUAACUAAAUCUAUGUUACAUGAAAUGUACAUGGUGAAGUUUACGUUUUUCAUUAAAGGACAUUUCACUGGAUGGAAUAGAAUAAUGUUAAGAGAAAUUAUAGUUGGAUUCAUUCUCUUUCCAGCCCUUACCAUUAAUGAAUGAAACAUGUUAGCCAUUACUAGCAAAAAAGUCUAGACAAUAAAACAAUUGUCCAGAAAGAGGCAGACAGUUAAAUUUUGUUGUGCUUUUUUUUUUACCUUUUUCAUAGUACAAUGUACAUGUAUUACUUCUAAAAAUCGUUUCCUUACAGAACAGUGUAAAAGUUGUAUUAUUUUUUCUUGACAGUGUUGUGCUGUAUCAUUUAUUGAGAAGCUUGAUGCUCAAGCAUUAUCCAUAACUCAGGAAGAGUUUAACAGGUUCGAAUACCAUUUUUGUUUUCAACCAUUGAUUGGUAAAAGCAGAUAGAACAUGGUACACAAUAAUAUUAUUAUCAAUGACUGAUUACCUAAUAGAAUGCUUCAAUUUUCUGUGAUAUUUUAGAAACAUGUACGGCGAUGAAACAGAUAGCUCAGAACAGAGUAAAGCUAAAGCUGAACCACCAGUGACAUGUAAAGGACUAGAACUUAUGAAGGUAAAUCACAAUCUGCCUUAAAUACAACUAUUAUUGAAUGUGUAUAAGAUUCCUGUUCCCAAAACAGCCUUUUUCCCACCACAACAUCUACCCACGUGAAAUUUCCUCUGAAAUUUUAAGAGGUAUUUUACAUCUGAAGAGGAGUGAUGGGGUUUGAGGGAGCUAUGUAUAAAGCUCGAUGAUGUUUGUUGGGAAGUCAGUGAUGUUUUUGUUAUUCAUUCGUUUGUGCAGAUUUUGUUUUAGUUGCAGCCAGUAACUACUGUAUAUUUUUAUCACUUUUGACAUAAUGAUGUUCUCAUUAUUGUUAUCUUGUUUUUGCAGUCCAAUCUUGAAAUGCUUGGAACACUACGAGAAAGACAGAUAAAACUUAGAGAGGAUGCACUUGUGCUACAAGAACAGAUGACAGAAUUUAGGAACAAUGUUGUGAAAGAGGUACUUGCAAUUUUCCCAAAGGGGGAAAGUGUGUUCCAAGAUAUUGUCAUUGUGCAUGAUGUUUAUCAAAUAAAUAGUGUAGGUUAGUGGCCUUAGUUCUUAUGAGCUGAGUCUUCUGUUGCUCAGUUGUAGAACAUUUGGGCUAGUAACCUGGCUCCCAUUAUUCAAAAGGUGGGUAACGUUUUCCACCGGAUGAAUCUCUAUCCACUGGAUAGCGCAAUAAUAUUGGUUUCCCAAAUCCUUAUCUGCUGGAUAGUGAUGGUUCUUUUGAACAACCUGGGCCAGGAGGUCAUAGGUUUGAUUCCUGUUGGGAGGGCUCAGAUUUUUAUUCCAAGCUGCCUGUGUCGCUGACUGAAAUAACGUCAUUUUCGUUAAUUUUGUUGUUUAAAAUUUAGGUUGAUGCUAUCUUAGCUGGUACAAGUAAAGGUAAUAUGUACUUCAAACCAACACUAUCAUCAACUGAUCAACAACCUUCAACAUCAGUUGUGGCAAGCUGACAAAGUGGAUAAAAAUGGAUGAAAGAAAAUUGAGGAUGUGAAGGUUAAGGGAGUUUUACUUUAAGACACAGAUUAUGAUAAUCUAACGAUACAACACAUGUUUGGAUAUCAACUGCUUGGAUGCUUUUUGUACAGUAAGCUGAUCAUCAAUAUUGAAAGAUGACAUCAAAGGCAGGGAAGCUCUGCUAGAAGAUGCUGAUUUGGCUAAUUAAAGUGAUAGUGCAAGCAUUGGGAUAAUUGUACAGAGUAAUAUUGCAACUACAAGAAAGCCAAGUGAAGAACACUCAGGCAAACAAGUUUUGCUCCAAUGUGAUUAAAGCAAACUUAGGCAAUGCAGAAAUACAGUAGUUAGCACCAUGGGCAAAUCUUGUAAGGGUAACUGGAGAAAUCGAAGACAGCACUGGAAAAAGGAGAUGACCAAUCAACGUCAGUCAUUAUUUGCAAAUUUUAUAUUUAUUGUCCAUACUGCUUUUAAAACAGGUUUUCUAUUAAAAUACAGAUGUGAAAAUAUGAAAUAAUUUAUAUUCAUGUUACUAUUUUGAUUGGGAUGAUAAAGUGAUAGAAUAUAAGAAAACAAUGUUUUUGGUUCUUACCUGAAUGGAGUCGGACCAGUUUUGUGAGAAAUCUUGAUCUGUUAAGAGUUUUCUCGCCCUUUUUUGUUUUUUUGUUCUUCUAAAUAAUUAUUCAUUACUCCUAGCAUUCCAGCACAUUAUAGCUAACUCUCUGACCGUUGAGGAAUUUUUUUUUAUGAUUUUUGUAAGUGUUUUGUCAGUUUAGGGAGAGGGGGCUAACAGAUGAGGGAAAGAAACUGCUUAUUAAAAUAUAUAUUAAAUAU